CCGCUCUAAACUUGCGCCCCAUCUAUUAAAGUUGCGCGGGGAUUUCAAUUUCAUAAAUUGUUCGAAUUAAAUAACAUACUUACCAGUUACCUCACGAUGCAGCGUGACAUAAACAGCUUUCCUAUUCCUCCAUCUUUUAGGGCGAAGCUGAAUAAUGCUGGAUUUAGUUCUGUUGCUGAUGUGUUGGAGCUAAAGCCAUCAGAACUGAGCAAAGAGUUAAAUAUUUCUAAAGAGGAUGCCCUUGAGCUGAUCAAAGCAUUCAAGUCAGGAGCAAGUAAUCCUCUGGUGCUAGAGAAAUCCCACCUAGAAGACAAAGGGUCACCAAAAGGCUCGUCACCAAGCACAAGGUCUUCAGAUGUCGCAUCCAACAAACUCCCUGUUACAAGCACGUCAGGUGGAGGAGAUGGAAAGAGAACAGCUACAGCUUUUGAGAUGCUUCAGAAAGAGCAGUCUCUUCCUCCGAUCAUCACGUUCUGUGAGGAGCUGGAUGAGAUGCUAGGAGGCGGUGUACCCAUGUGCAAGAUUACAGAGAUCUGUGGGGCUCCUGGUGUAGGCAAGACACAAACAUGCAUCCAGCUGUGUGUGGAUGUCCAGAUACCGGCCAGUCUUGGAGGGGUCGAAGGUGAAGCAGUAUACAUUGAUACAGAAGGCAGCUUCAUACCGCAGAGAGCAUGGGGCAUAGCUCAGGCUGCAACAGAACACUGCCACACUAUGGGAGAUCAAGCAGAAUUGAAAGACUUUACAACUGAGAAGAUUUUGUCUGGAAUCCAUUACUUUCGUUGUCAUAAUCAUGUGGAGCUCCUUGCACUUGUCAAUCUCUUGCCAGAAUUCUUAUCCAAAAACCCCAAGGUAAAACUGAUCAUUGUGGACAGUAUAGCCUUCCACUUUAGACAUGACUUUGAUGACAUGUCACUUCGUACCAGACUUCUCAAUGGACUAGCACAGAACUUUAUCAGGAUUGCUACACAAUACAACCUGGCAGUUGUACUGACCAAUCAGAUGACCACCAAGAUAGGAGAGGGGACGUCUCACCUCAUCCCUGCUCUAGGAGAGAGCUGGGGCCAUGCCUGUACCAUCAGACUCAUAUUAUACUGGAAACAGGCACAAAGAUAUGCCAACUUGUACAAGUCUCCCUCCAAACAGGAAGCAACAGUACCCUAUCAAAUAACACAAGCUGGAGUGCGCAGCAUAUCAAGUCAUCCCAGAGAUUCAACGGAAGGCGGAGCAGGAGACAGAGACCAAGGAGCCUUUAAAGAUCACCAUGGAAACCAAGAUGGCGGCAUGGAUAAUCCCAGGAAGAGACUACGUUCGGAGGAUCCAGUGACCUGAAGGAGAAGCAGGACUCUCCCAUCAUGUUUUGUGCUGUAAGGUAUUUGAGACGUCUUUCCCCGAUGCCAAUGGUUUUUGUUGACCAGUAUCUGUAUCAACAUUUCUUCCGUGAGACGAACUAUUCU
Messenger RNA from Strongylocentrotus purpuratus (purple sea urchin), 1454 nucleotides. It is a transcript of the gene rad51c, whose product is annotated as DNA repair protein RAD51 homolog 3. The coding region runs from base 97 to 1329 and encodes 410 amino acids. NCBI's taxonomy places the organism in Eukaryota, Metazoa, Echinodermata, Echinoidea, Camarodonta, Strongylocentrotidae. The record is from RefSeq and is a predicted model, not a curated record. Gene Ontology annotation, biological process: meiotic DNA recombinase assembly; DNA repair; reciprocal meiotic recombination. Gene Ontology annotation, cellular component: Rad51B-Rad51C-Rad51D-XRCC2 complex; replication fork; Rad51C-XRCC3 complex. Gene Ontology annotation, molecular function: ATP binding; crossover junction DNA endonuclease activity; four-way junction DNA binding. The transcript has 9 exons.